ACAUCCAGAGCUGGCGGGCGGGUGCGCGGGCGGGCGGCGGCACCAUGCAGGGAAGCUGCCAGGGGCCGUGGGCAGCGCCGCUCUCUGCCGCCCACCUGGCGCUGUGAGACUGGCGCUGCCACCAUGUUCCCCAGCCCUGCGCUCACGCCCACGCCCUUCUCAGUCAAAGACAUCUUAAACCUGGAGCAGCAGCAGCGCAGCCUGGCUGCCACCGGAGAGCUCUCUGCGCGCCUGGAGGCGACCCUGGCGCCCUCCUCCUGCAUGCUGGCCGCCUUCAAGCCAGAGGCCUACGCCGGGCCCGAGGCGGCUGCGCCGGGCCUCCCAGAGCUGCGCGCAGAGCUGGGCCCCGCGCCUUCACCGGCCAAGUGUGCGUCUGCCUUUCCCGCCGCCCCCGCCUUCUAUCCGCGUGCCUACAGCGACCCCGACCCAGCCAAGGACCCUCGAGCCGAAAAGAAAGCCUGAAAUUUUAAGUCACCGUCUGUCUCCCUCACCAGGGUGUGAACUGCCCCGAGGGCAGAGACCUCUCGUUUUGUUCUCCAGCGCCUUGAGCCAGCCUGACAAAUGCUGAGUGAGACGUGUCGGUGGCUCCCAGUGCACUUGGCAGAGUGAGCCGCAGCCAGCUGGGCUCUCCAGGCAGGACACAGUGGCCUCCACGAGGAUCCCUUACCAUUAUUGUGCGGCUGCGCUCCGUAGCUCAAGCCGCUCUUACCAAGCGUCUCUCUGCCUCUCUGUUCCCCCUCAGAGCUGUGCGCGCUGCAGAAGGCGGUGGAGCUGGAGAAGACAGAGGCGGAAAACGCCGAGCGGCCCCGGGCGCGACGGCGGAGGAAGCCGCGCGUGCUCUUCUCGCAGGCGCAGGUCUAUGAGCUGGAGCGGCGCUUCAAGCAGCAGCGGUACCUGUCGGCCCCCGAACGCGACCAGCUGGCCAGCGUGCUGAAACUCACGUCCACGCAGGUCAAGAUCUGGUUCCAGAACCGGCGCUACAAGUGCAAGCGGCAGCGGCAGGACCAGACUCUGGAGUUGGUGGGGCUGCCCCCGCCGCCGCCGCCACCUGCCCGCAGGAUCGCGGUGCCAGUGCUGGUGCGCGAUGGCAAGCCAUGCCUAGGGGACUCGGCGCCCUACGCGCCUGCCUACGGCGUGGGCCUCAAUGCCUACGGCUAUAACGCCUACCCCGCCUAUCCGGGUUACGGCGGCGCCGCCUGCAGCCCUGGCUACAGCUGCACUGCGGCUUACUCCGCCGGGCCUUCCCCAGCGCAGCCGGCCACUGCCGCCGCCAACAACAACUUCGUGAACUUCGGCGUCGGGGACUUGAAUGCGGUUCAGAGCCCCGGGAUUCCGCAGAGCAACUCGGGAGUGUCCACGCUGCAUGGUAUCCGAGCCUGGUAGGGAAGGGACCCGCGUGGCGCGACCCUGACCGAUCCCACCUCAACAGCUCCCUGACUCUUCGCGGGGAGAAGGGGCUCCCAACAUGACCCUGAGUCCCCUGGAUUUUGCAUUCACUCCUGCGGAGACCUAGGAACUUUUUCUGUCCCACGCGCGUUUGUUCUUGCGCACGGGAGAGUUUGUGGCGGCGAUUAUGUAGCCUGCAGUGAGUGAUCCUGCAGCCUGGUGUCUUAGCUGUCCCCCCAGGAGUGCCCUCCAAGAGUCCAUGGACACCCCCGAUGGAACGACCAGUGAAUUGGGACUGAGCUCGGGCACGCGGGGCCUGAGAUCUGGCCGCCCAUUCCGCGAGCCAGGGCCGGGCGCCCGGGCCUUUGCUAUGUCGCCGCCGCCCGCCCACGCACCCACCCACCCGUAUUUAUGUUUUUACCUAUUGCUGUAAGAAAUGAGGAUCCCCUUUCCAUUAAAGAGAGUGCGUUGA
Messenger RNA from Symphalangus syndactylus (siamang), 1858 nucleotides. It is a transcript of the gene NKX2-5, whose product is annotated as NK2 homeobox 5. Gene Ontology annotation, molecular function: RNA polymerase II cis-regulatory region sequence-specific DNA binding; DNA-binding transcription factor activity, RNA polymerase II-specific. Lineage: Eukaryota; Metazoa; Chordata; Mammalia; Primates; Hylobatidae. Gene Ontology annotation, biological process: cell differentiation; regulation of transcription by RNA polymerase II. Gene Ontology annotation, cellular component: nucleus. The record is from RefSeq and is a predicted model, not a curated record.